GUGACCUGGAUGAGGAGAUCAUUCCGGAAGAAGACAUCGUUUCCAGAAGCCAGCUCCCUGAGAGCUGGCUGUGGACCAUCGUGGAGUUAAAGGAUCCAGAGAAAAAUGGAGUCUCCUCCAAGAUCAUAGAGGUGAUUUUGAGAAACUCCACCACCACCUGGGAGAUCAUGGCUGUGAGCUUGUCCGACAGGAAAGGGAUCUGUGUGGCUGACCCCUAUGAGGUGACAGUGGUGCAAGAUUUCUUCAUCGACCUGCAGCUGCCCUACUCUGUGGUUCUUAAGGAACAUGUGGAGAUCCGAGCCGUCCUCUACAACUACCGGGAAGUAGAUACACUCACGGUGAGAGUAGAAAUGCUCUACAAUCCAGCCUUCUGCAGCUUGGCCACUGCCAAGAAGCGUCACCUGCAGACUGUAUCCAUCCCUCCCAAGUCCUCCCUGGCCGUGCCUUAUGUCAUUGUGCCCCUGAAGACUGGCCUGCAGGAGGUAGAGGUCAAGGCCACUGUCUAUCGGUACUUCAUCACCGACGGUGUAAGGAAGACCCUGAAGGUCGUGCCUGAAGGAAUCAGAAUGAACAAAACUGUGGCCGUUAAGACACUGGAUCCACAACACCUGGGCCAAAACGGUGUGCAGCGAGUGGAGGUCGAGGCUGCAGACCUCAGUGACCAAGUCCCUGACACAGAGUCGGAAACCAGGAUCCUCCUGCAGGGGACCCCAGUGGCCCAGAUGGCAGAGGAGGCCAUUGAUGGGCAGCGGCUGAAACACCUCAUUGUGACCCCCGGGGGCAGUGGAGAGCAUCACAUGAUCGGUGUGACGCCCACGGUCAUCGCGGUGCACUACCUGGACCACUCUGAGCAGUGGGACAAGUUUGGCAUUGACAAGCGGCAGGAGGCCCUGGAACUCAUCAAGAAGGGGUACACGCAGCAACUGACCUACAGACAUCCCAACAAGGCCUUUGCUGCCUACCAGAGUCGGAGGUCCAGCACCUGGCUGACAGCCUAUGUGGUCAAGGUCUUCUCUCUGGCCGCCAACCUCAUCGCCAUUGACUCCGAAGUCAUCUGUGGGGCUGUCAAAUGGCUGAUCCUGGAGAAGCAGAGACCUGAUGGAGUCUUCCAGGAGGAUGGGCCCGUGAUACACCAAGAAAUGACUGGUGGCUACAGGGAAGCUGAGGAGAAAGAUGUGUCCCUCACAGCCUUCGUUCUCAUCGCGCUGCAGGAGGCUAAAGAUACUUGCGAAGGACAUGUCAACAACCUUGGGGGCAGCAUCAAUAAGGCCGGAGACUUCCUUCAAACACACUACAUGAACUUGAAGAGACCAUAUGCUGUGGCCAUUGCUGGCUAUGCCCUGGCCCAGUUGGGCAAGCUGGAGGGUCCUCUCCUGGACACAUUUCUGAAAGCAGCCACAGAUAAGAACCACUGGAAGGAGCCUGAGCAAAGGCUCCACACUAUAGAGGCCACAUCCUAUGCCCUGUUGGCUCUGCUGCUGCUCAAAGACUUUGACUCUGUACCUCCUGUUGUGCGCUGGCUCAACGAGCAGAGAUUCUACGGAGGUGGCUAUGGCACCACCCAGGCCACUUUCAUGGUGUUCCAAGCCUUGGCCCAAUACCAGAGGGAUGUCCCUGACCAUGAGGAUCUGAAUCUGGAUGUGUCCAUUGACCUGCCCAGCCGCAGCUCUGUGGUCACGCACCGCAUCCUCUGGGAAUCCGCUAGCCUCCUGCGAUUAGAAACGACCAAGGAAAAUGAGAAUUUCACAGUAACAGCUAAAGGGAAAGGACAAGGCACCUUGUCGGUGGUGACAAUGUACCAGGCCAAGAUCAAAGGCAGAACCUCUUGCAAUAAGUUCAGUCUCAAGGUUAACCUGCGACCAGCCCCUGAAGUGAAGAAGCCUCAGGACGCCAAGAGCACCAUGUUACUCAACAUCUGUACCAGGUACCUGGGAGACCACGAUGCCACUAUGUCCAUCCUGGAUAUAUCCAUGAUGACUGGCUUUGCUCCUGACACUGCUGACCUCAAGCAGCUGGCCAGUGGCACUGACACGUACAUCUCAAAGUUAGAGUUGGACAACAAGGCCUUCUCCAACAAGAACACCCUCAUCAUCUACCUGAAAAAGAUCUCACACGAUCAAGAGGACUGUGUAUCCUUCAAAGUUCACCAGUUCUUUAACGUGGGGCUCAUCCAGCCGGGGGCAGUCAAGGUGUACUCCUAUUACAACCCGGAUGAGACUUGUACCCAGUUGUACCACCCGGAGAAGGAAGAUGGAAUGCUGAGCGAACUCUGCCACAAUGAAAUAUGCCGCUGUGCUGAGGAGAGCUGCUUCAUGCACCAUUCAGAGGACCAGGUCACCCCAGAAGACCGGGUGGACAAGACCUGUGAGCCAGGAGUGGACUAUGUGUACAAGACCAGUCUGCUCAGGAAGGAGCUGUCCGAUGAUUAUGACGAGUACAUAAUGGUCCUCAAGCAGAUCAUCAAAUCAGGCACAGACGAGGUGCAGCCUGAACAGGAGCGCAGGUUCAUCAGCCCCGUCAAGUGCAGAGCAGCCCUGAAGUUGCAGGAGGGGAAACACUACCUCAUAUGGGGCCUCUCCUCAGACCUGUGGGGAGAGAAAUCCAACAUCAAGUACAUCAUCGGGAAGGACACCUGGGUAGAGCUGUGGCCUGAAGCAGACGAAUGCCAAGACGAUGAGAACAAGAAGCUGUGCAGGGACCUGGCCAGCUUCAGAGAGAAUAUGAUCGUGUUUGGCUGUCCCAACUGA
Myotis lucifugus (little brown bat) is the source of this 2747-nucleotide messenger RNA. RefSeq names its product complement C3-like. NCBI's taxonomy places the organism in Eukaryota, Metazoa, Chordata, Mammalia, Chiroptera, Vespertilionidae. Gene Ontology annotation, molecular function: endopeptidase inhibitor activity; protein binding. The record is from RefSeq and is a predicted model, not a curated record. Gene Ontology annotation, biological process: complement activation. The transcript is spliced from 24 exons. Gene Ontology annotation, cellular component: extracellular region. The annotation marks the transcript as partial.